GAGCCAGCGCACCAUCACCAAAUUUUUGUAAAACCAGAGUGAACUAACGGAGUCAUCAAAGGAUGCCAAGAGGUGUUCCUGUAACUUCUAAUUACAGCAACCUGUGCGGCGUUACCCAAAGCUAACGAGGGCGAGUAAGACCUGCCAGUGGUCGCUGAUACCACGCCAGCCAGCCAGCCAGCCGUCACCUAGCCGCUAUCCACUGCCAGCAGCCAGCCCGGCAUAGCCAGUCGCUCCACGUGUGUCAGACGUAGAGGAAGCAAGACCAGUUCGUCUUCUCAGUCUUGAUAGCGUUCGUGAGACAGACUAUGUUUUAUUAGUAAAGUGUCAUUUUAAAAGCCAAGCUAUUCCAUUGAAACUUUCGGAAACUGGAAAUUAGUGUGCACUAAUUUAGCGGCACCAACAGACGGAAUCAAACACUGCACCUUUAUCAAGCGCAACAACAAAGUACACACCAUCACCUCAAACUAAAGAAUCCUGGAGGGUCACAGUUUCCCCAGGCUGGCGCUAUUAAUAUCUCGGUUUCUGAACAAUAUGGACGUUUUCCCAGUUGUUCUCUAGCAGGAGCUGCAGGAGGUCGCCUGGCUUUGUCACAAACCACAAACGGAGAGGAGAAAAAACAACAAAGCGACCCACCACCUAGUUCCCCACACCUCCACGCUGCUAAGCAAGAUGGUGACUGAAGGCAAAAUGAACUGUAACUUGGUAAUGGAAGACCUGCCUGAGGUGCUGCACCAGCGCCUCGGUCAGCUCAACCAACUCCGAAAGAGUCGGCACUUCUGUGAUGUUGUCCUCCAAGUGGGGAGCUCUGAGAUACACGCCCACCGCUCUGUUCUGUCCUGUGCCUCCCCAUACUUCUUCGAGUUGUUUACUUCAGAUGAUGAACGCAAGACUGCACAUGAAGGAAAGCUGAUGUACAAGUUAAGUAGUGGAUUUGAGAGAGACUCUGUGGAGAGGCUUGUAAAUUAUGCCUACACUGGAUGCAUGGAGGUGCCAGACCCCCUUGUCAAGAAUGUCUUCAUUGCUGCCAAAAGGCUUAAGAUGGAGACUGUCUCUCGAGCCUGUGGUGAGCAUCUUGUAGCCCAUCUGGCUCCUGACACCUGCCUGGCAGUGCGAGCUAUCAGUGGAAUUGCUUCUAAUGAGGAACUUGUCACCCGUGUUGAUGAGUAUAUCCAGCAAGUGAGUGAUUUGGUACAAGUGACAAGGGAUGCAUUGGGUAUCCCAAGGAUCCAGGUCUCUGUUAUACAUAGGACACUUGAUGAAGCUGCCAUCACAGGGCGUGCCCUUUGCAUCCUUGUUUUGGAGUGGAUCAAGAAGCAAAUGGUUGAGGAGGAGCUUCAUUUGGAUUUAAUGAAGGAGAAGAAACAUAUGCUGUACCUGAACAUUGAUAAUUCAUUGCACGACUGCUCUGAUAUUCAGUCAGGAGACCUCAAUGACUCUGACAUGGUUCAAGAUUAUAAGAAAAUGUCCAGAAAACUCUCUCAAACCAAUAUAAAGUUGCGAAGGAAGUCAACAACACCACAACCUGUUAAACCCCGCCUGAUGCUGUACUCUCGUAGCAUCUCUGACAAGGAUGACUCUGAGCCCGAUUCGGAUUGGAAACUAAUUGCCUACUCCCAAGUCUCUGAGAGCUCAUGGGUUGCUGUUGUUACUCUAAAGGGUUCAGUUGCUGUAAUGUCAGUACAGCAAAAGAUGGGUAGUUCAUCACCUACUUCUACUCCCAUCUCCUCCCGCCCUGCUUCAGUAGAGAAGGUUGACUACUACACAGUUAUUCCUCACAUGUCAUCUCCAAAAUGUGCCACUGGCACAGGAAAUUUCAACGGUCAUCUUUUGGUUUGUGGAGGCUAUGAUCGCGGUGAGUGUCUACGCACUGUUGAAGAUUACAACCUGGACAUGAACACCUGGACUACACAACCUCCUAUGCGUCAGGGUCGCGGACGUUUUGAUUUGACUGUUUUAAAUGGAAAGGCCUAUGCUGUUGGUGGCUGUGACGGCUCUAAGGAGCUCAGUUCUGUUGAGGUUUUCGAGGAAAACUCCAAGAAAUGGUCAAGUGUGGCUCCUCUACCCCUGGCUCGCUCUAACACUGGUGUGUGCAGCGUGGAUGGGAAGGUCUUCUGCAUAGGUGGAUGGAAUGGUCAGUAUGGCAUUAAGCAGUGUGACAUGUACACCCCAGAGAUUGAUACUUGGCAGACCAUUGCUUCUCUUCAUAUUGGUCGGUACCAGGCUGGGGUGGCUGCACUCAAUGGGAAGGUUUAUGCUAUAGGAGGUUGUGAUUCCUGGAACUGCCUUAACUCUGUAGAGGUUUAUGAUCCAGAAACUGAUAUUUGGAGAUUUGCAGCCCCUAUGACCACUCCAAGGCGAGGGUGUGGAGCCGAAAUAUUCAAAGGCAAACUAUAUGUAAUGGGCGGUUCAGAUGGAACACACAGUCUAUGCACAACAGAGAUCUAUGAUCCUGAGAUGAACAGCUGGAUGCCUGGUCCCUCUAUGACUACUUGUAGAGCCAAUGUUGGUGUAGCUGUUGUGCAUGGAAAUCUGUAUGCUGUUGGAGGAUUUUCAGGUAAGAACUUCCUGAACAGUAUUGAGUACCUAGAUCCUGCAACUGAUGAGUGGACCAAUUUUACCCCAAAGCCAGAGGUUGUCAAGAAUGGCAGUGAUAAUUACACUAAGAAAAAUGGCUACAGAAAUAAAGACAGUAGCCAGAACAUAGAGAGUGAUGAUGCAAAUAGUAGUGACCAAGAAGAUGCUAAUGAAAAGGAAGGUCUAGCUAAUGGUCACUACAUGGCAGAGAAUGGCUGUAAUGGUCUCCCUAAUGGGGGAUAUCCAAUUACUGCUAAUGGACACUAAACUUAAAAUAUUGUUACCCCAUGGUUAUGAGAAUAUGGGGGUCUUCCCUCAGGUUAAAGAACAUACUUUUAAGCUGUUUAUUGGUCUCUUCUGAAAAGAAACCCAUUUCUUUAUACUCUGCUGUCCGCUCACUUGAUGGGCAACACCUAGGUGUUUGUCUUGUAGGUAAACAGCACCAUACUGUGUGGCCUAAUAGUUCUGCUUAAGAAAAUGUCAGCAUUUUUGCAGUUUACUGUUUUUUGAGGCUCUUUCUUCAAGUUGCAUUUUCAGCAAAACCUCCCCCUCUGGAAGUAGGUGCCUUCUUUCCUCUAACUGAGGUCAUACGUAGCCAGCUAUGAUAAGGUACAGUAUGUCACCAAGAGACUGACAACUUCAGAAUGUUAGACCUGAGUUCUGAUAUUUAUUCUCUGCUUCACUUGUUGGUUGAGUCAAGCUAUUUGUCUAUGACUGUGGAAAAUGUACUUUGUUUUACUAAAAUAUUAAUACUAAAGUUUUACUUUAUUUUUAUUUGAUUUUAUGGCUGUGGAGAAAUCGUUGUUAAUUAUAAUGGAGUUAGCUGUCAUGAUCUAAGAUCUUAUCUUGUACCACUCAUUUGUAUUAAUGAGGAUUUUUUAUAGAUAUUUGAAAAGUAAUUUUUACAUUAUGUUUCCAAUAUGGUUCAAGGGAUCAAUUUUACUGUAAGCCAUUUGCUUAUAAUUUUAGCUAGGGCAAAACACUGUACCCAAGGUUUAAAUAUAUGAAAAAGUGCCAAAAUAGAUUCAUGGGUGACUCAUGCAUCUCUGGAUUCAUGGCAACACUAACACUUGAUUUUCAAAGUCUAAAAUAAGCAAUAGCAUCAUGGUUUAAAUUAAUUUAGUCUUAACAAGUUUAGAGGAAUGUACAGAUUGAAUUUAAAUAUGCAAUUGUACAGGGGAUUUGGCUGUAAUAGUUUUAUGAUAAGUCUCUUAAAUGAAUUGACGAUAGCACAAGCAGUGUUGUAAACAUUCUUAGCAUUUUUCUAAGGAAUACAGUAAUUUUGAUGUAUUCUUAUCUCAAAAAAUGAAAAUUUCAAUUAUCAUAUUACAAACAUUACAGAAAAACAGGUGUUCUGAGGGAUGCUGAUGCCUUCAUUAUAUCCAGUUUAAAAUUCAUGGUACAAACAUUGACUUUGUCAACUGAAGUUUAAAAUUCAGAUGUGUCACAUAUGGAACUUUCUGCUUUUCCCCCCCCCACCAACAGCCAGUAAUAUGUCAAAAUACUCUUUAGAAGGGCAAAUUAUUUCCUGUACAAACCUAGCAGGAGGCAUCAUAUCAAGAUAGGCAUGAGGAAUACAGAAAAAGAGGCUGAGCCAUAUCACAUUAUAGUUCCAGAAAACAUUUACUAUAUUUGCUUGUCAGAUCCUUCUCCGUCCAGUUAUUCCUGCUAUACUUUUUACAGGUGUGUCUUAAAUAUCUUCUUGCUAUUUCCAAAGUGUGAGUUGCUCAUUGAUGAAAUUUUAGCACAUACGUACUGUAAGUUUUGGCGAUUUACAGUGUAGGUGAAAUUUUUUUUUAUGGCAUUACAUGUAUUUAAUUAUAUAUAUAUAUAUAUAUAUAUAUAUAUAUAUAUAUAUAUAUAUAUAUAUAUAUAUAUAUAUAUAUAUAUAUAUAUAUAUAUAUAUAUAUAUAUAUAUAUAUAUAUAUAUAUAUACACAGUAUGUAAGACCACAUAUAAACAUAAAUAUUGUGUUACAUAUAAUUCUUCGUUAUAUCAAAGUGUCAUAUAAAGCAUGAUAUAGGUAGAUUUUAUUAACAAUUAACAGUUUUAAAAUUCUUUGUAUUGUUUUUUGUAUAAAUUUUUAUAUAAGUUGACUACUUUAUCGAUAAGCAUGAACUUUUGAAAUCAAAUCUUAUUUUUAUGGCAUUAACAGUAUAUAAGUGUCAAUAGAAUGAACUUUAUAUAUGUUUUAUCAUAAUUAUUUCACUGUUAUAUUUGACGUUGAAUUUCAGUGCAUAAAAUUAAGAAAGCAAUAUGCACUGCAAGUACAGUACUUUGACAGUCAUCUGAGUUUAUAAGGAUAUUAAUGCUAAGAUACAUUUUUUAUGUAGAACAAUGAAGUUUUAGCUUGGUCAGACACAAACAAAUUUACUAUAUAUAGAAGUUUUUAAGUUAAGUUCCAUAUUGUAUCAUCUAGAUGCCUUUAAUUGUAUCUUAUUCAUUAGUGGUUCACAGACAAGGAUAAAGCAGUUAAAAACAGUUAGUCACUGGCUGUGUACCACCUCAUGAAACAGUAAGGCAGAGUACACUUCAUCUUAGAUCAUUGCAUUUAUUAUUUAUUUAUUUUUAUUUUUUAAACAAGAAUGUAUUAAUCAUUAAUUAUAAAUUGUCACUAUUGUAAGUGAUCCUCAUAUCACAUCGCAUAUGUCCAAAAAGCACUUUUUAUUGUAGACAGUACAGUACUCUGUUUUAUCACUCUUUUAUAGUACUGCUACCACCUCUUGUUAUAUGGUCAAGUUUUCACUGUCAUUUAUAGCUGCAUGUCAUCAUGAGCAAAUGUGAAUCAUAUGUUUGAGAAAGGUGACAUAAGACAAUGUACUGCAUACUGGAUUAUAUUGAACCUGGACCUUAAUGCUUUAAUCUACACAUUUGCUCAACAUGUCAUCUUUUACCUGUGUGUAUAAACUGAUAUCUGCAUUCGGAAUGGUUAAAGGGACCUGUUGCUAAAACUAAAUGUUUAUAAACCUCUUGUGUAAAGUAUAUGUCAUCUUUUUUUGUGCUACGGUUUACAAUCUUUGAUGGGGUUACACGAGAUGCAAUUUUCAAGAUAAUGGGUAUCUGGGAUACCUAUCUCUUAUCUACAUAAUAUAACUGAGUCAGUCAACCAACCAUAUCAUACCAGUCGGCAAAAUGGAUGAGUGUACAAGUGUUAUUUGCUGAAGGAUAAUUAUGCAGCAUAUUGGGAAAAUUACUUACUUAGUGGUACAUUCAUUAUUAUUAUUUGUUUAAAAAAAAUAACAUUAAGAAAAGUGCAUACACUAUGUCCAGUAUAUAUAAAUCUCUAAGAAAUCAUUCAUUUAGCAACAUUACCCUCAAACAAUUAUUUACAGCAAUGGUAGUUAGUACAUGUACAGUAAUAGUGGAUACAGAAAUUUUUAUUUAAAAUAGAUAAAACUGACUCUGUUUUGUAAUUAUGAAAAUGGGGAGAAAUUACAUUGGAAUUAUUAAUUUUUUUAAUAUUGUAGGUGAUGAUCAUGCAUCCAUUAAGAGAUUAUUCACUCCUAUACUUCUACUAUUGCUCACACCUUUAAUGAAUAUCAUAUAUAUUAUUUUUAAAGCACCAGACAAGCACGCAUAUGAGCACUGUGGUUGCAAUAUCAUCCUUUUUGUAAUGUGCAGUGAAGCACUGCAUCAGUCAUCUACUGUACUAAGGAAUAUAAAUAUGGAUCACUUCACUUUUCAAUUUGAUAUUUCCUGUCUUUAUGACUAGGACUGACAUAUACCUCACUUUUUAUAUUAAAAAACCUCAUGGCAAAAAGUGUUGAAAUAAAGAUAUUUAAUAUGCCAUGAUUUCUGCAUUCUUAUAAGAUGGUAUUUGUGAGAUUAGCAAUUGCUGUGAUAGAAUGGGUAAAACUUUUUCUCAAAACAAAUGCUGAAAUUGAUACUGGAUAAUAUAUGGUUAUUUAAUACUUUCUCAUUACUCAAUUUGUGCUGGGUAAUUGUUCCAAGCAAGAGUAUGGAAUAUGUAUCAAUUUAUUUUUUCAACCAUAUCACAGGAUGUUGUACCUGUGAUCCAUUGUUUUUAUUCAGUAAAAUGUGAACAAAUGUUUAGUAGUAUGCCUGUGUUGUAGUCAGGCAUAUAAAUGUUGGCAAUUGCAUAAAGACAAGCCACCAUUUAAAAUUUGGGAUAUGCUGGUCACCCAAAACAAUAUAUUUUGUACUACAGUAUAUUAAACCACGUCUUAAGUACUUGGUCAAAUCUGAAGGUUUACUCUUCUUGUAUUGAUUAUAUGAUAUCAACCACAUUGUACAUUAUACUGAAACAAUAUCAUACAUAUAACAAUGGA
This is a messenger RNA of Homarus americanus (American lobster), 6866 nucleotides long. Its product is annotated as influenza virus NS1A-binding protein homolog. Gene Ontology annotation, molecular function: protein binding. The transcript has 13 exons. Lineage: Eukaryota; Metazoa; Arthropoda; Malacostraca; Decapoda; Nephropidae. The coding region runs from base 673 to 2844 and encodes 723 amino acids. The record is from RefSeq and is a predicted model, not a curated record.